AUACGAAUUACAUAAAUAAUACGCGAAUAACGAUUCAUUUCUAUCUGUAAUAUUAAAAUCCUUCAUUAAUUUUGAUAUUUAUCGAAAUAAGUUGUGCAUUCAAUUUUGACAUUUAUCAAAACAACUUUUACAUCUAGGAUUAAUCGCUGAAAAAAAACCGCCUUGUUAGGACCGCAUUAAUGGUGAUGUCCAACGUUGAAAUUCUAGGUUUUAGCAUUGAUAACGGAGUACAUAAUGCUCAUGCGCUGACUAUGCAGUUGUUACAUCUCAUAUCUUGUUUACUUUCAUUAUUGAAAAGUUACGAGCGCAUUAAACGCCGCAGUGUCGGGAAAACGUUUUUUCGACAUAAUGAAGAGGAAACAUCCUUGUGUUGACUGAUAAACAUUGUCAGCUGUUGAUAAAAUGCACAAUAGAUAAAUUAAUGCACAAUAGAUAAAUUAAGGAGAGAGAGAGAGAGAGAGAGAAAUAAUAAGCUGUUAUUGCUUUUAAUAACAACAUAAAGAACAACAGAACACUGCAAAAAUAUAUUAACAACAAACAAAUGUCAACCGGUUUUAGGACGUGCAGUCGUCUACCUGCACCCCGAAAUCACAUUUAGUUUUUCACCACCGUGCGAGACAUGUUAUUCGAGCUGAUCGUGAUUUGCACUCUUGGUGCCGUCAUCUAUUGCGUGCCUCGCAGGAAAUGGCAUUACAUUGGUAUAACCUUGCUCUACAUGAUCAAAUACCACAUCCUCGGUACACUGUCGGUCAUGGACGACCUGUGGAACGUCAGACGCAAUAAGAUCGAUUUGACUCUGAUGCCGGCUAAAGUUGCGAUCGUAACUGGCGGUUCCAGAGGAAUAGGAGCUAUGGUCGUCAAGAAACUUUUACAGUGCGACAUGGAAGUUAUAAUCGCUUGCAGGACGAUCGUUGCCGGCCAAAAGACUGUUCUUCAAAUUAGGAAGUCGGGUGUGACCAAUGGACGAGCGAAAGUCUACGAGCUUGAUAAUUCUUCUCUCGAGUCGGUAAAAGAAUUCGCGAAGAGAAUAAAGAAGGAGUAUGACAAAGUUCACAUAUUAAUUAACAAUGCCGGUAUUAUGUUUACUCCGUAUCAACAAACUAAAAAUGGAUUUGAAGAACAAUGGGCUGUAAAUUAUCUGUCACACUUCUUAUUGACAUCACUUCUAUUACCGUUACUGAAAAACGCUGGGCAACUCGAUGACUGUAGUAGAAUAAUCAAUGUUACUUCUUGCGCUUAUAGGCUUGCAAGCGCAAACUUCGACAUCAAUUGCAAGGACUACUUCGUGACGCAAGCAGCAUAUGCACAAAGUAAAUUAGCACAGGUAAUAUUUACGAUCGUACUGCAAAAGCUUUUAGUAGACAGAUCGUUGAAUGUACGAGUGUAUUCUGUACAUCCUGGCAUCGUGAAAACGGGUAUAUUCAGCAACACCUUUUGGAACAAAACUAAACUGAUGAUGAUUGCAUUUAAGACACCUGAACAAGGAGCUAUUCCAAUAGUAUAUGCAGCAGUAAAUAAAGACAUUGGAAUAAAAGGUGGUUUAUACAUUAGUAAUUGUAGGGAACACUCUGUACUUCCGAUGGCACUGGAGUCUAAGAUACAAAAACAAUUGUUUGAUUUAUCUUUGAAACAAGCACAAUUAAAUGAUUUUUUCCAAUAUAUAUAAUAUAUGUAUGUAUAUAAUAUAUAUAUGUACG
This is a messenger RNA of Dinoponera quadriceps, 1697 nucleotides long. RefSeq names its product dehydrogenase/reductase SDR family member on chromosome X-like. Lineage: Eukaryota; Metazoa; Arthropoda; Insecta; Hymenoptera; Formicidae. The coding region runs from base 620 to 1666 and encodes 348 amino acids. The transcript has 8 exons. The record is from RefSeq and is a predicted model, not a curated record.